GAGCGUGCGUGAUGACGUAAUACGUAUGACGUCGCUCAGUUGUCGUUCAGCCCGAAACCAAAGCCAGUUAGCCGAAAGCUAACGGAGCUAAAGACGCGGAUUUUACGGAUAUAUAAUUUUGUGACUCUACGGGACUUCUUCUAACAUCAGUGAGCUUCAAACACGGUUUUAUUUUCUCUCCAGGAGAAAAAAUACAAGCUGAACCAUGUACAACGGGAUUGGCCUGACGACCCCGCGGGGCAGUGGCACCAAUGGUUACGUGCAGCGGAACCUGUCCAGCCUGCGGGUGAAGCGGCCGCGGGACGAGCGCGGAGGUGAACGGGACGAGAAGGACCGGGAGCGUCUGGAGAGUCAGCUCAACAGGCAGCCCAACACCGACAUCCUGGAGCACCAACGCAAGAGGCAGCUGGAGGUCAAAUGUGCCGAGCUGCAGGACAUGAUGGAGGAGCAGGGAUAUUCUGCUGAGGAGAUUGAAGAGAAGGUGAACAGUUUUCGAUUGAUGCUGCAGGAGAAGCAGGAGCCGCCUCCCUCUGCCUCCCAGAAACCAGCUGUGACAGAAACACACGCUCUGGCUGCAGCCAACCAACAGAAGAACGACCGUCUUCGCGCUGCUUUCGGUAUUUCCAGCGACUACGUGGACGGCUCGUCGUUCCACGCCGACAGGAAGGACAAGGAGAAGAGAGAACAGGAACGCCUGGAGAGGGAGCGGCUGCAGCAGCAGAAGUAUACUUUGGUGGAAGACUCAGACGGUUCAGAUUCUCCUCCCAAGAAGCGCAGUCGGAAGAAGAAAAAGAAAACCAAAAGCAGAGACAGUUCAGACAGUUCUUCAUCUCCUCAAAGAGACAAGAAGAAGUCCAGGAAGAAGAAGAAGAAGCUUGACUCAGCAGAGGAGGAGGACGACAGCUCCUCUGAUGACAACAAGAAGCUUUCUAAGAAGAAAAGAAAACAGAUUGAAAGUUCCAGUCCUCCAAAAACAAAGUCGGGUCGACGCAGGACUGACUCAUCCGGUUCAGGGUCCAGCGACCAGUCUCCACCUCCACCAAAGUCACACCUAAAGGAUCAAACUGGAAGAGAAACAGAGGGUAGAAAGGAGAAAUCUCCUGACAGGAGGAGGCGUGGCUAUGAGGAGCACAGCUCACAUCGUCAGGGAGGUGAACGGAUGAAACCCAGACAGAGGGAGGAGGAGAAGACCAGGAGGAGACAGGUCUCCUCCUCACCUUCUCCCGCUCCACAGAAAACCACGGAGAGGGAGAAAGGGAGAAGGUCUAGAAGUAAACAGAGAGAGAGGGAGAAAGGGAGGCACUCCAAGAGCAGGGAGAUGGAGAAAAGGAGGCGUUCAAGGAGCGUUGAAGUGGAGAAAAGGAGGCGCUCCAAAAGCAGGGAGAUGGAGAAAAGGAGGCGCUCUAAAAGCAGGGAGAUGGAGAAAAGGAGGCGUUCAAGGAGCGCAGAGGUGGAGAGAAGAGGACGCUCCAGGAGCCGGGAAAAGAGAGACAAAGGGAGGGAGAACUUACCUCAGAGGACCAGGCAUGACACCACCUCCUCUUCAUCCUCCUCCUCCUCAUCUCCUCCUCCUCCUCCUCCUCAACAGGAUACCAGGAGGGAAAGAACCAGAACCGCUGAGCGUGAAAAAGAGGAGAACAAGCAGCAGAGAAAGACGAGACGUGACUCUUUAUCUCCUUCACCUCCUCCUGAAAAAGAGAAGCCACGAGCGCAGAGGAGUGGAGAAAAGGAGCAAAUGAUUCAGAAGGAGAAUCACUCUGACUCACGAGCACUAAAUGACAGAGACAACAGGAAAGACACCACCAGGAGACAGGACCGAGGAGCGUCUCCUCACCAGCAGAGAAGUGACAAACGAACAGAUGGACCUCUGUCCCAGGUCUCCACGUCUCCUGUCCACACUGAACGCCAACAAGAGAGGGAACAGGAGAAACGACAAACAAAUGAAGACAGGCCUACAGGGGAGGACAGGUAUUUGGAGAAAGGAAAAGAACAAGGUGCUGGGAGAAGGAGGGAUGAGGUCCUGCCAUCUGCAGACAGAAGAGACAUGUCCAAACCUUUGGAGACAUCCCAGAGCAAGAGGACCGACAAACAUGAAGACAAGACCAAACAGGC
This is a messenger RNA of Austrofundulus limnaeus, 2112 nucleotides long. Its product is annotated as serine/arginine repetitive matrix protein 2. Lineage: Eukaryota; Metazoa; Chordata; Actinopteri; Cyprinodontiformes; Rivulidae. Gene Ontology annotation, cellular component: nucleus. The record is from RefSeq and is a predicted model, not a curated record.